This is a messenger RNA of Octopus sinensis (East Asian common octopus), 8273 nucleotides long. Its product is annotated as CSC1-like protein 2. The transcript is spliced from 25 exons. The record is from RefSeq and is a predicted model, not a curated record. Gene Ontology annotation, cellular component: plasma membrane. Lineage: Eukaryota; Metazoa; Mollusca; Cephalopoda; Octopoda; Octopodidae. Bases 500 to 2908 code for a protein of 802 amino acids. Gene Ontology annotation, molecular function: calcium-activated cation channel activity.
UAAUUACAAGAAACACAACUGGCACCAUAAGAAGAACGAGAGAAAAAUAGAUUGUAUUGAGGAAGCUUUGAAUCAGUGACUUGAUAGGUGGUUUGGUGAGUUCGUUUUACCGAGAUCGAAUCCUCCCACCCGAAAACAAGUACAUUAAUUAAUUCCUGCUGUACAACCAGCUUCCGACAGACGCCUACUGCGUUUCCACAGCAACUGACAAACCAUCUGCGAUUGCUGUUUAUUUCCAUUCUGUCCAUCCGUACAACGUAUUCAAACCUCGUUACGUUUCUCUCAUUCAUAGAUCUCUCCUUCACAUUUCAUCCUGCGCAUUUCAGCAGCACCUUGCUCCACGAAUUAUUAUACUCGGAUUUAUUAUCUUUUUACUAUUAUUAUUAGCUGCUGCUACGACGGGAAGAUGGGCGAAUAUGUUUGAAGUGUGUGCCACAUCAUCCAGCUGUUGUUGUUGCCGUUCUGCCAAUCACGACCAAGAGAAUAGCUUCUUAUUACAAUGGACUCUAGUUCUCUCUCAUCAUCAAAGAUCUACUCGCCUGUCUUUUCAUCAAACGCCGAAAUCUCUUGCAAUACCCGGAACUCCUCCUUACCCAGAGGAAAUAUAUAUGGUGGCAUUCCUGUGAAUUUAUUGCUCAAUAUUAUUGGGUGGCUGAUUCUCCUUUUACUUUUCUCACUUCUGCGAAGAUUGGCCUGGGACUAUGGCAGAAUUGCACUGGUUAGUCGCAAUGAAGACAAUGAACCUGAGACUGAAACAACAAAUGCAUAUAAUGUGUGGACGACUUUAUUCUACUGCAGCCAUGAUCAAAACAUGUCAGGCUCAAGUGAGUCUUUGGAUACAACAAUUCACUUACAAGAUCGGGGAUUUUGUUCAUGGAUUGCUGCAUUUAUACGAGUCAAAGAUGCAGAUAUUCUUCGCAAAUGUGGCCGUGAUGCAGUACAGUACCUGUCAUUCCAGCGGUACCUUUUGGUCUACCUCUGUGUGAUAUGUACCCUCUCAACUGCUGUUGUGUUACCUGUUAACUUUCAGGGCAAUCUUGUUGGUAAUUCCACCGAUUUUGGCCACACAACAAUUGCUAACGUUGAUUCCAGUUCCCAAUUGCUUUGGAUCCAUGUUCUUCUUGCCAUAAUCUACCUAAUGAUUGCAGUAUUCUUCAUGCAACAUUUCUCUCACAGUCUUCAAUUUGAAGAAGACGAUCAGGUUUCCAAGACUUUGAUGAUAUCAAAUAUCCCAAAAGAUAAAUGUUUCAAAAGCAUUGUAUUACAACAUUUUCAAGAGUCCUAUGAAGACAUUUCUAUUCUGGACAUUCAAUUUGCCUAUGACAUCACAAAACUUGUUAAAUUGGACUCAAAUCGGCGAAGAGCUCUGGAAGCUAAAGUGAAUUCAGAAAAUGAAUACCAUAAAACUGGUCAAAGACCUACUCUUCGUCCAUACCACUGUGGUCAGUUUUGUUGUUGCUGUAAUAGAUGUGGAUGUCAAAAUGUUGAUGCUAUUGAGUACUACACAGAAGAUGAAAUGAGACUAAGCAAUAAAGUGGAGACUGAAAAAGUUUGUGCCUAUCAACGACCCCUAGGAAUGGCCUUCCUCACUCUUGCUACAGAUGUCAUGGCUGAAAAAGUACACCAAGAUUUCCAAGCUGUUUGCCAGGGAGUCCAUAAUUCUGCUGUAUCUAGUGUUAGUGAAGAGAUUGGUGUUGGCCAUUGGGAGAUCUCUUAUGCACCCUCACCUGGUAACAUUUACUGGGAAAACCUCUCCAUUCCUGUGUGGAACUGGUGGCUCCGAGUGAUCUUAAUCAACACAGUUCUUACUGUACUUCUAUUUUUUCUUACUACACCAGCUAUCAUUAUGAACCAACUUAAUGAAAUAAAUUAUCAGAAAGCUUUUCAUGACUUACAUAAUGAGUUGUUGGUACAGUUUGUUCCUACGUUUCUUAUAUGGAUAUUAUCGGCCAUUCUACCUAUAAUUGUCUAUUACUCAGACCAAUAUAUUGGCUACUGGACGAGGAGUGCCGAGCACCAUGCUGUGAUGAGAAAAACCUUUAUCUUCCUUGUAUUUAUGGUUCUGAUAUUGCCUUCUCUAGGACUUACAAGCGUCAAAGCCUUACUUGAAUGGGCAGUAAAAGACAAACAACAUCGUUACAGAUGGCAGUGUAUCUUUGUGUCUGGAAAUGGUGCUUUUUUUGUAAAUUAUGUGAUAACAUCAGCAUUUAUUGGUACUGGUUUGGAGUUGAUGCGUUUCUCCGAACUGUUCAACUAUGGAAUCCGUAUAAUGUGUGCUCGUUCUACAGCAGAAAAAACUGCUGUGCGUAAGGCUGUUAUCUGGGAAUUUCAAUUUGGUUGUCAGUAUGCAUGGAUGCUGUGCAUCUUUUCAGUGAUAAUUGCUUACAGUAUUCCAUGUCCAAUGGUAACAACAUUUGGUCUAAUAUAUCUUGCCAUGAAACACAUGGUUGAUCGCUAUAAUAUAUAUUUUGCAUACAAGCCAUCUCGUAUCAACAAACACAUCCACACAACAGCCGUGAACUUUGUUAUAGUCUCUGUAAUCUUACUCCAAAUUGUUAUAGUAUUCUUCACAGCACUACGUCUAACGGAUACGUUUCAACCGACGUUUCUAUUCUCACUGGUUGCUCUGGUCUUCACACUCCUCGUAUUCUUUGGUCGUAUCAGUUUUGGUUGGUUUAAAGGGCUGACGCCAAAUUAUAAGCGUGCUCCAACGGAUUCAGAUGAGGAAGCAUUGUACCAGCAUCUAACUGCUGAUUCCCGACAGACAGAACCCGUGAAGCCAUUUGUUGCCAAUGUUCUGAAGAAUGAUUCCAAAGGCGAUGCCAGGCAGGUAGACUCUGUUCGAAGCAAUACCAAUAAUUAUGGUGCCAUUGUUUCCACAGACACAGGAAACUUGAUUGACGGAUGAUCUGCACAAUGACUUUCUCAUGGAACUGAUAUUUUAUUCUUUCUGUUCCUCAUUUCUAAGUUCUAUUUCUAACUUUUUUUUUUUUGGUGUAAAUUCUUAAGUUGUUUUAAUUUAUUGAAGAGACAAAAGAGAAGAAAGAAGAAGCAAAAUAACAAAACAAAAAAACCCCAAACAAUUUUACAUUAAAAAAAAUCAAAAUAUUUCAUUUAUAUUUAUUAAUUAGUUAUUUACAUGUUGCUAAAUUACUUUACCUCUUUUGUUUCUACAUCUCUACUUCUCUCUCUCACUCUCUCUCUCUCUCCUCUCAUUUAAAAUCAAUUUCUUGUUUUACAAUUGAUUUGUUCUGCAUUUCACUCAAUUUCUCAAAUCUAUUUUUUUACAAAUUUUAUUCCUCGUUAGUUGUUGCAGGUUAUUUUUACUUAAGCACCUUGUUAGUUAUCUAUUCAUUUAAGAUUUUUUUUUUUGUUGUUUUUGCAAUUUUACAUUUUGUUAGUUUCUUCCAGAAAUAUCAAUAAAGCACUCAAUGAAAUCACUUUAGAACAUUUUAUUAUCAUUAACGACUUGUCAUAUUUUUUUAAUUAAAAUUACAUUUUGCUUUGUUUCCCCUUUGUUUCUAUUUGUUUAAUUUUAUUUUUAUGGUUGACUCUGCUUUUUAUCCUUUUAUGAUUGAUGAAAUAUUUAAAUCAAAUACUAUUCUGUGCUGGUCCCUUCUCUCAUACUUUGACCCCUCAACCCCUAGCAUCAAGCUACCUCUCUCAGGGUUUGUAGUCUUGCAAGUUACUUGGCAACUUCACUGAAGCUGGCGGCAUAAGAAAAGCACCGAGUACACUCUGUACUAGGAAGCCAUGCCAAAGCAGACAUUGGACCACAAAGCAGUCUUUGGGUCCAUUGAAUCCUGCCAAACUGUCCGAUCCAUGCCAGCCCGGAACAUGGGCGUUAAAGGAUGAUGGCAACUGGGAUUCAUAUAAUCCAAUGGAUUCAAACCGUUUACUAGAAUUCCGAUGCUCUCUCCUUAUUAGAUCUCAUUAUUUCUGGAUCAGAAGUGCAAUGUUAUACAGGCAAACUGUUUCUGCUACACUAGGACCAAUAUACCUUGAAGAAUGGAUCUUUUUAGGAAUAGCUGGCUCAGACAGAACUAUUGAACCAAUGGCAUUCUUGAAUUCUGAAAGUUUGAAAUGCAUUAAAAAGAAUAUUUUUUUACUCAAAGUUUGUAUAUUUGGAUAUUCUAAGAAGGAUGUAAUGGCUACAUCUGUUUGUUUUUUGUUUUCGGUGAGUUACUGACAACUGGUUUCUGUAAUAUUGAGGGCAGAAAGUUUAACAUCUACAUAAGGUUUUGAUCAAGUGCUGGAGUAAUGACUGGUCUGGUAGCCCAGAACUCUGUGUGUGUGUUUGUGUGUGUAUGAAGGUUUGUAUAUUCCUAUCUUCAUCGUUUUAAUGUCCACUUUCCAUGCUUGUAUUUGUGUGAAUGUGUAUGUAUGUAUAUAUAUUUAUGCGUGUGUAUAUAUAUGAGGGGAUGCUGAAAAGUUCCUGGCUUUAAGGGUAUCAUGAAAGGCCUGCUUGGAGGGCCAAACGUCUGAGAUCUUUUACAGGGCUUAGAAAAACUGAAGGACCACUGCAAUAAAUGAGUGAAUCUAAGAGAGGAAUAUAUUGAAUAAAAUCAUAAGUAACUGAUCCUCCUGCAUUUUCUGUUACCCAAAGCCAAGGACUUUUCAACACCCCAUCGUAUAUAUAUAUAUAUAUAUAUAUAAUAUAUAUAUAUAUACACACACAUAUUUUGCCUCAAAAAUGUCAGAAUCUGGGUUACAUUUUGUUUUAUGCCCACAAAACUUUAACAUGAGAAACUAAGUCAACCUCUUACUCUACAAAUACAACUCUAUAUCAAUGUAUUGAGUGCUAUUUUUGCUCAUUUGUUUCCUCAUGUAUAUAUAUUGUUAACCUGUUGUCAGUUUUGAGUUGAUGGCAUUGAACUAUUCUGAUAUUCUGUAGAACUUCAGUGAGAAAUGUCUCAACAUAAACUUUUGUCUUUAGAAUCAAAUUCACAUUUGCUAUGAUAAUGGAAUUGGUUGAAACAAAGUCUAUGUAUUUUAAUCCUGUACUGUUAGGCCACUAUAGAUGCUACUGAACACCAUUCCUCACGACAGCAAAUUAACGAAUCUCUUAUCAGUUUUAUAGUUUCCAUUUCUUUAAGAAAUAUGUUGUACUUACGUAUAGUUUCUAUUCACAGUUCUAUAGAUUGAGCCAGAGAAUGCUACAGAUCUUGAUUAUAGAUUUGGUGACAUGCUGGGGCAACAUAGAUAAAGCUGGUAUUAUGAGACCAAAUUGAUUUGAUCAGUUCUAGAAUGAGAUAUUGUGCUAGUUAUGAUAUUUCUAAUGGCAUUUGUGUCCUAACAAAGAUGAAGUAAGUUUCAAUAAACAGUAUAAAUUGUAUAACAGAUGUCAUUCACUGAAUCCUUGUCUGUAUUAAUCUGGUUUUAGGAAAAUAACUGCAGUUUUUAACCAUCAAGUAAUGUAACUCAGAAUAAAUGUUAUUCAUUGAAAUAACAAUCAUUAGAGUCUACAUAUUUUUGACCACAGGCAAAUUUAUUGAUUUUAGUAGCACAGAAUCCUGGAAUCUUGGAACAAAUAGCUUCUUGAAAAGCAUUUAGAACUGCUUGUUGUUGUUGAAGUUAUUAAACUGUUUGAGAAACUGGUUGAGAGUCAUCCAAAGACCUGUAGAAUUAGCUGAAGGAAGUAGAGCAUCUUGGGUUAGUCCAUUCCAUUUCUGAAGUUAUUGGUAAGACAUGUGGUUUGGCAUUGUCUUUGAAAAGAAUUGGUCCUUUUUAAUUGAGCAUUGAUGACUGUAAAUCUUGCAAUUCUUCAUGUAUUUUGUCAGUAUCCUAGCAAAUAUUUCUCUGCUGUGACAGUUCCAUCAGGAUUCAAAAAUGGUAUUGGACAAUUUGACUUUCUGAUUUCCAAACUCUGAGCAUAAUCUUGUUUUGAUGCAGCUUUCAAUCACAGAAAGUAUUUUGCUAUUUCACCUCUGGUCCAGCCACUGCACAGAAUGCCAUCAGUUAUUGCAGAAGAAUCUGGACUUCUUUUCUUUUUCCUUUUUUUUUUCUUGUCAUAUUAUCACAAUGUGACAAAGAAACAGGUUGUUUUUGUUUUGCAAACAUUCUUUCUUCAUAUUUUUGUUCAGUUUGUGCAACACCUGUUUAUUCAUCUCUUUUAACUUUACAAUGUGGUGAACAAACAUUGAACAGUCAACAUUGAGGCCUUCUGUAAUCUCUUGAGUUGUUUUUUUGCUUGGAUGCACUUCAGUAAUGGCUCUCACUUGGUCAUUGUCAAAUGCAGGAAGUCCUCUCUUACUCAUCUCAUCUUCAAGGCUAUCAACUCGAUUAUAAAAUGGUUGAAACUAAUGUUGGACUUUGUUGACAAUUUCCUGGCCAAAACCUUUAUUGAUCUUUGCAAAGCAGCGGAAACUGCUUUAUAUUCCAUUUUGAACUAAUUCACUAAAACAAUCGGAGUGUGAGUACGAGAAGAGUGGAAGUGAGUCUAGAAUAUACUGAAGGUGGUCUGUUGAUUGGAUGUUGAAUUGAAUAGGAAUUAGCACCUCAUACUCUUGCCGAAUCUUAUAUACUCUCACAAAUUUUCAAGAAGUGUCUUGCAUAAUAUGGAACAUAGACAUAACCACAACUUUCACAAAAUUAACCACUUAAAUAAGCUCUUACUUCCUGAAAGAGAACACCAAUUUACUGCAAGAUUUGAACUCAACUCACUGCAAGCUAAAUAAUUACUUUCCACUUGUUUAUACAGAACUUUUUGCCACCAACCAACACCAGUUUACAUUCAAUGACACUUCUAGACAGAGACAGGCCAAGAAGAGUUGGGUGAUUUUUGCCUGAGAUAUGAAAUUUCAGUUGUUCAGCCAGUGGGUGUAAACUCUUGACUCAAUUAACCAUAACUUGGUGCCAUUUUUAUAGAGAAUCUAAACAAGAUUUUGUAAUGGCUUCAUAUAUCUUUGGUAUUCUAUUGUGUCUUUGAGCUUAGCAUUGUUUUUUUUGUUUUUUUACUUAAACUCAAAUGGUAUUUAAGUAAAUAUCUCAUUAAUAAAUCACAAAACCUGACUGGAAAUUAACAAGCAGUUGACUGAUUGAUUUUGAGUGUGAUAUUUUGGGUUUAACGAAGGCUGAUAUUGAUUGAUGCAUUUUCCUGUCAGGUUAACCAUUUUUUCUUUUUUGUUAUUGAUCCAACAGAUAUUGCUGUAUUAACACCAGUGACAAUAUCUGUUGUCUCAAUUUUUGAUGAACAAUACCAGACAGACCCUUUGCUGUAGAUUUAUUAAAACAAUUAAAAAAAUCAAAUUAUUGUAGUUUGUUUAAAAUAAUUACAGAUAUCUCUUUGGGUUGUUCUAGUCCAGAAUUGUAGAACAUUAAUGAUGAUUUCUCCACAAAAAUGUUCAAAUGUCUUCUUUGUUUAUCAUCGUCCCCUAAACUUAUAUUUUAUAAAUUAUUUAAAUGAGAAAUAAAAUUUAAGGUGUGUUAUUUCUUUUUUGUAGGAUUUAACUAUGUCAGUGGUAAGAUUUAGAAUUAGGAAUUUGUCUAUUUUUAGACUUGAAAUGUCCACAAUGUAAACUGAAGAAACAUUUAAACUAAACUAACUUAUUUUUUUGCAAAAAUUAUGUUAAAAUAUCAACUUAAUAAAUUUAUUUUUAUCUGCUAUGGUGAAAAUUAUUUUCUUUUUUGUUAUGUAAUUUUAUGUGUGUGUGUGUUGGAUGAUUAUAUAUGUAUGUAUAUUAUAUGUGUGUAUAUGUAUUAUAUAUAUAUAUGUGUGUGUUGGCUGGAUGAUUGAUUAAAACACACCUGUUGUAGUUCACACUUUUAUUACAAAUUAAUUAUGUGAACUACAAUCAGUAUGUUUUUUAUUGGUAGGUGACUAUUUAAAAUGCAAUGUUUGAGCUUCAAGAAUUUUGAGUCAAAGAUAUUUAUGUGUAUAUAUAUGUAUAUAUAUAUAUAUAUAAUAUGUAUUCUUACACACGUACAUAUGACAUACAUACAUAAAUACAUGUGUGUGUGUAUAAUAUAUAUAGAUAUUUGUUUACUAGUUCCUAAAUCACUACUAUUUUACAGGAAGAAUAAAAACCAUAUUAGCUGCAGAGAGAUCCCCCAUUUUAUGUGUUGAUGUUGAAAAGGUUAUUUUUAUUCUUGUUUAACUUAAUGAAGUUUAAAACUUUAGUUUGUGUCACUCAUUUCAUUAUCUAUGGUUUAAAUACCACUUUACAUUUGUAAAGACUAUGGAAGCAAUUCUUUGAUUUGGAGGUUUAUUUAUUGAAAAGAUCUGACAAAGAAUGCUGUGCAACAAUUCCGAUAAUAAAAUGCAUUAAAAAAAU